UGUAGUUGUUGUUGUCUUUGUGGUGUAGUUUGAUGCCGCUCGCGCAGCAUCGACGCGGCAGGAAGCGGACGAGAGGCGUAGCGCAACCGACGGGGACGGCGAAGCAGCAGCAGCAGCAGCAGCAGCAGCAUCACCAUCACCACCAUGGCGACGCAAGGACCGGAGACGGCCCGCCCUGCGCCCCUCGCGUCGCCGCCGCCCGGCCAAAAUCUCAGCAACGGCGCGCCCUCGCCGCCCAACAACCGCGGUUUGGAGAGGACGCUGGAGGAGGCGACCCUCAGCGGCUCGCUCAACCUCAGCGCCCGAAAACUCAAGGAGUUCCCACGGACGGCCGCCGGUCACGACCUGAGCGACACGGUGGAGGCAGAUUUGUCCAAGAACCGUCUGUCUGACGUUCCCUCAGAAGUGUGCCACCUGGUGGCCUUGGAGACCCUCAACCUGUACCACAAUUGCAUCAGGAGCAUCCCGGAUGCCGUCAUCAGCCUGCACUCGCUCACCUCGCUCAACCUCAGUCGCAAUCAGCUGAGCUCUCUACCGGCCUGCUUGUGCACUUUACCGCUCAGAGUCCUCAAUGCCAGCAACAACAAACUUGUCAGCCUACCCGAGAGCGUCGGACAACUACGCCGCCUCAUGGAGCUGGACAUCAGCUGUAACGAGCUCACAACUCUUCCACGACACAUCGGACGACUGCGAGCUCUAAGGGAGCUCAAUGUACGCCGGAACCUGCUCUGCGUCCUUCCAGAAGACCUGGCCGACCUUCCUCUGGUCAAGUUGGACUUCUCGUGCAACAAGGUGUCCACCAUUCCGCUGAGCUACCGGAAGAUGGCGCAGCUACAGGCGCUGCGGCUGGAGAACAACCCGCUGCAGAGCCCCCCAGCACAGAUCUGUCUUAAGGGUAAAGUUCACAUCUUCAAGUAUCUCAGCAUUGAGGCGUGUCGCAGCGACAAGAUGGCCGACGCGCUCUACCUCCCUGUCAUGGAGCGCCUCAGCCUGACGCGUGUGGAGGACAUGGAGCAGCAAAGGAAGCAGGACAGCGACUCUGGAGUCGGCAGUGAUAUUGGAGACAAGAGGCUAUCAGCAACGGAGGUACGCCGUCCAUCGGAUGAAGACAGUUUGAGUCUCAACGUUCCAAUGAGUCACAUCACGGAGGAGGACGGACUCAGUAAAGACGACUCCAGCGAACACAUCAGCUCCCUGACAGAUCCCAGCUCGGAGGCGGUGCGGCUUAUCGAGGAGAGCCCAACAGAGGCGCUGAGGGAGCAGCUGGCCUAUCGAGACGCCGCCGCUCGCUUGGUGGGCUAUAUUAGGGAGCGUACGACGACGUCGGCAGACUUAGACGAGCCGCUGAGGAUCGAUGAAGACUUGCACUGGACCACAGCGCAGCGUUCCAGGUCAAAGGUAACAGGGGACAGUGGGCUGCACUUGGACAUGAUCAGCCAGCUUAAAGAGGCUGUGGAGCUACUUCAGGAUCCCAGCAGAAUCAACUUGGAGCAUGAGGACCUGUGCGGGGUGCAACUGUACCCCGUGGAAUUGGUCACAGUGGAAGAGUCUGUCAACGGGCAGGACAGCGAUGAUGACGUCACCACACCAAAGCGACUAGAUCAGUCUGAUGGCAGAUUUCCCGCACUCUCCAGCGUACCAUUUGGACUGAAACCUCGCUCAGCCCCGUCCUCGCUGCCCUGCUCGCCUCCUCCCUCGCCCUCCCCCUCCCAUCUCUCACAGGCCCCGCCGCUCUUCUGUGGUUUUCGCCGUAGCCGCGGCAACGGAGGCGUGCCGGAGCGUGUGUUCCUACGCAGCCACAAGAGUCUGGAGUGUGUGGACCCUCAGUUCACCAUGAGGAGGAAGAUGGAGCAGCUGAGAGAAGAGCUAGAGCUGAUGGAACAGCUCAGAGAUAGUAUUGAGAGCCGCCUGAAGGUGGUUCUUCCCGACGACCUGGGCAACUCACUGAUGGAUGGCGUAGUGCUUUGCCACCUGGCCAAUCACAUUCGCCCGCGCUCAGUUGGCAGCAUCCACGUGCCCUCGCCCGCUGUGCCCAAACUCAGCAUGGCCAAGUGUCGCCGGAACGUGGAGAACUUCCUGGACGCCUGUCGGAAGAUCGGUGUGCCCGAGUGUUCUCUGUGCUCCCCGUAUGACAUCAUCCAGCGCCGCCUGCCGCCGCUGUGCGCCACGGUCAGGAUGCUGGUGGGCGGGAAGCGGCCGGAGGGGAUCCCGCCUCAGAAAAAAAGCCCCCCCGCCGCUGCCCUCCCGUCGCAGGACUCUGUCUCGGUGACCACUCAGACCCCGCCUCUGGCCUGGCGGUGGUGGGACUUGAUUGGCUGCAGCCUGGUUCACGUCCUCUGCCUGAUGCUGCUCUUUGCUGUCUACGUGUGGAGCGAGCUGACGUAACCGCGGCUCAACAAAAAACUUUUUUUUUUUUUUUUUUUUUUUUUUUUCCCCCCCAGGAGCACACAUAACAAUAGGACGAGUUUCUCUUUGCACAUGUUCGCACAACUAUAAACUGAAAAGGACCAAAAUUUCAACCUGAAAACGUCCCCAAUUGAAACAUUAAGUUUGACCAUGAAACCCGCCCAGUUUCAAUCUGAAAACAGCCCAAAUUCAAAACUGAAGAUAAUCUAAAUUUCAACCUGAGAAUGCCCCAGUUUCAACCUUGGACUAGAACAUGAAAUCGAUCCCAAUGUCAAACUGUAAACUAUCUGAAUUUGAAUGUGAAGAUGACCCGAAUUCCAAUCUAAAAAUAUCUUACAUUCCAAUGUGAAAACAACCCAAAUUCAAACGAAGAAUGACCUGUCGAUUGUGAGAUCUGAUCGGCUGCAGCCUGGUUCACAUCUCUGGUGCGCACCUUUUUCAGUUAUUGUCAUUAUUGGUCCAAAGAAAUGACAAUGAAUGGGAAAUGACAUGCUUGACUAGCUUCCCACGCUAGCGUCGAGCUGCUUGAAAACGGCCCCAAUUUUAACCUGAAUACGGUCCCAAUUUGAACGUAAACAGUCCCAAUUUCAGGCUUACAUUUGAACUCGAGCACAUCCCCAAUUUCAACCUGGAACUUGAAAAGGGUCCGAGUUUCAACCUUGAAACUGAAAACUGCCCCAGUUAGAACAGGAAUACUACCGCCUAUUUAAUCUAACAGUCCGAAUUUAAAUCUGAAAACGUCUCCCAUUUAAUCUGAAAACAACCCCAAUUUGAACGUGAAAACAUUUCAUUUUGUAAUUUAAAUCAUACCACUCGGUUAUUAUCUGCAAUGUUCUUAGAAGGCUAACGCUAGCUCAUGUUAGCAUGGCCAUGUUAGCAUUUAGCUUUAGCUUCUUCUCGUGUCGACUUUGUAGGUUUUUCUAAUUGCUUACAUUUUUUAAAUUUGAGCAACAAAAUGCUAAUCUACCACAAUCCUACCAGAAUAUUUUAACAGCGCAACGUCUGCUAGCAGAAGUGCUACUUUUGGCUCAGCGAGCAAAUGGUUAACAAACAGUGGAUAAACGGCUGGAGACUUGUGUAUGAAAACCUGUGUUUGAUGGCUCAAAUCUCGACACGUCGAAGCAUUUGUUUUCUUCCAGAAUUUAUUUUCGGAGAUGAAUAGUUUCUAGCUAAGCUUAUGAGCUAGUUUCUCAUAGAAAACAGAAGCCAUAUGAAAAUGCUCGGUUUAAAAAUGUAAAAUUUGUGCUUUGUUAUGUCCUUGAAAACUUGAAACGUUGGCAACGGUAAAGCAGAGUAAGAAACUGUGAUUUACGUGAUAGCUUUGUGUUUGUUACAAAGAAACCAUAUUUAACCAGGUGUAUGUUUAGCUACUUAAGAUGUUAAAUUAUUUCCUUGAUUUAACCGUGUUGUGUGAUUUUUAUUUAUUUAUUUGUUUAUUUUUUUAAGCCUCUGUGCCAACCUGUUACGGGCGUUAACGGCACACUAACGGUGACAUUUCCAUUUCUUUGUUUCUUUGUGGGGCUGUUAAAGCAUUUCAGUGAAAGUUGCGCUGUGUGUUUGAAUUUCAAACCGGAAAACAGCCUCGAUUUCAAUGACAAAUCACCCCCACUUUUAAACUGAAAACAGUCCAAUUUGAUCUUAAAAACAAUUUGAACCUGAAGUGGGGCCAAUGGGGGGUGGGGGGCAUUUCACCCUGAAAACAGCCUUAUCUGAACCUAAAAAAUUCAAAUUUCAACCUAAAAAUAACCCGUUUCAUCCUAAAAACAGACCCAAUUUCACGCUUAAAACAACUCAAAUUUAACCAGAAAAUGACUCUAGUUUCAACCGAAAAAUGGCUCCAAUUUGAACCAGACAACAGCCCAACUUCAACCUGAAAAUACCUAAUUUCAACAUUGCGGCUCCAAUUUCAACCUAAAAACCACCCAGUAUACUGUAGCUCUAAAUACAACCAAAUUUCAACUCGAAAAAUCCUCAGUUUGAACUUGAAAAUAACCUAUUUUAAACCUGAAAACUGCCAAUUUAUAAUUGAAAAAUGACCCAACUUCAAGUUUAAAAUUGCCCAAAUUGAACCUGAAAAUUGCCUCAUUUGAACCUGAAAAAAAGCCAGAUAUGCACAUGACAAUUCCCCAAUUUCUACCGAAAAUCGGCUCCAAUUCAACCCGACAACGGGACCUAUUUCAACCUGAAAACAGUCCCCAAUUAUUGUAAAUCUAAGAGUCCAAAUUUCAACCUUUCAAACAGCCUAAUUUCUACCUGAAAAUACCAAAUUUCGACCUGACAACUGCCCCUAUUUAAACCUGAACCCACCCCCAAUUUAAGAUCAUGGUCCAAUUUUGUCCUGAAAAGUCAAAUUUCAUCCCGGAAAGCCCGAUUUAGACAUGGAAAUGGCCCCAAUGUGAAACUGAAAACCGCUUAAUUUCAACCUGAAAAUAGCCCCAAUUAUAACCUAAAAACAAUUUCAACCAAAAAAAUCCACAGUUUGAACGGUGUGGUUUAAAAACAGUAGAUGAGUCUUACAAAGUGGGAUAAUGGCACCACUGUAGAAUCUCUGUUUGAAAGGCGCCAGCGUAAAAGUGGCUCUCUUGUUCUGGAUGUCUUCUAAACCACGUGCCGCACGUUUUGUCCUCUUUGUCCCGCCUUGCCUUCCCAGGACAAGCUGUGUCUCCCGCACCACAUCCUGGAGGAGAAAGGCCUCGUCAAGGUCAGCGUCAUGGUCCAGGCCCUCCUGGACCACAAGUCCUCCA
This is a messenger RNA of Phycodurus eques (leafy seadragon), 5150 nucleotides long. It is a transcript of the gene lrch1, whose product is annotated as leucine-rich repeats and calponin homology (CH) domain containing 1. NCBI's taxonomy places the organism in Eukaryota, Metazoa, Chordata, Actinopteri, Syngnathiformes, Syngnathidae. Bases 145 to 2385 code for a protein of 746 amino acids. The transcript has 19 exons. Gene Ontology annotation, molecular function: protein binding. The record is from RefSeq and is a predicted model, not a curated record.